Messenger RNA from Protobothrops mucrosquamatus (brown spotted pit viper), 741 nucleotides. RefSeq names its product coiled-coil domain containing 83 (gene CCDC83). Lineage: Eukaryota; Metazoa; Chordata; Lepidosauria; Squamata; Viperidae. The annotation marks the transcript as partial. The record is from RefSeq and is a predicted model, not a curated record. The transcript has 6 exons.
AUGGCAAAGGAAAAGAAGAAGGAUAAGAAGAAAAAAGGGAUCUCACAAAUUUCCAAAGAGCCUAGAACCUAUUUUCCAGAAGCCCUGUUGGCAUUUCAAAUUCAGAUUAAGGAAGAGGUCAUUGAUCAGCUUCUCGGUGAAAUCAAGCAACUGGAAGUAGAGAAUGAGAGAAGCAAAGAAAGAAAUCAGCAUCUCAAAUCUGAACAGAUUGAACACAUCCGAGCUCUGCUGACGAACCUGAAAGAACAGGAGAAGGAGCUUGAAAAAAUAGAAAUCGUUACUCGGGAUGAUGUUGAGAAAGCAAUGAUGGCCAAAUGGCAGUACAUCAAGGAUCAGGAGAAACUUAUUAGAGAUACGCGUUUCCAGAUACAUUAUGUUGAACAGAAACUUAUCCAAAAACAAACUGAAAUAGACUACUGGACUGCCUACAAAAAUGUGGGAAGCAACGAACACUCAACUCAGAUUCAGUUCUUGGAACAGGAUAUUAAAAAGUUGAAGGAAGAUCUUGACGAAAUGACAGAAUUUUUUAGAAUUUCUUUGGAAGAAGCAAAGGAUAGAAUUGACAAAAACACUUUGAGACAGUUGGAGUUAAAGAAAGAAUGGGCCACUGAGAAUGCUGUUAAGCAUAUUGACAAGAUCAGCCGCAGGGAGAUUAAAGAAUACGAAUGGCUAAAAGAAGAAGUAAGUUGAUUUCUGCAGGACAGAAAACGAAUGGAAAGCAGAUCCAUUGGUCACCAGGAG